Molecule: messenger RNA, 1484 nt
Organism: Haliotis rufescens (red abalone)
Lineage: Eukaryota; Metazoa; Mollusca; Gastropoda; Lepetellida; Haliotidae
Product: vesicle-associated membrane protein 722-like
Exons: 7
Coding region: 175-894 (239 amino acids)
Biological process (GO): vesicle fusion; exocytosis
Cellular component (GO): SNARE complex; membrane
Molecular function (GO): SNARE binding; SNAP receptor activity
Source: RefSeq, a predicted model, not a curated record
CAACUCUCGUUAUUUGUUGUCGUCUGAGUGAGUCACGCCUCCUUGCAGUAUUGAUUUAGAUUUUGUUGCAGACAUUGCAUAAAUUUGAUCAUUGGAAAAGUUUUGAAACUCAUGUCAAAACACCAGGAACGGGAUUUACACGGAUAUUAAUUUCUCUACUGGUAAUCAGCAAAUAUGCCUAUUGAGUACAGCUGUAUUUCCAGAGGGACAGUUGUCCUCUGCAGUCGACAGAAUGGCAUUGGUAGUUUUGAAAGUACAGUUGAUUCUAUACUCCCAAAUAUAUCAACCAGCACGGAUGGCAAAAAUACAUACACAUCAAAUGAUUAUGCAUUUCAUUGUUUGGUAGACCGAGGUCUUAUUUAUAUGUGUGCUGCAGCUCCUGAUUUUGGAAAACAACAACCAUACGCAUAUCUAGCAGAGAUCAAGAAAAAUUUCCAAAGUGGUCCACUUGCAAAGCAAGCAUCAACUGCAGAAUCACAUGACUUGGAUGGCGACUUUGGUUUUGUCAUGUCACAACAAAUGGAGAAGUACUCAAAGCCUGGAGCUGGAAACACUGGGACGGCAAAGCUUCAGAAUCAAGUAGAUGAGGUGAAAGGGGUCAUGUCUCAGAAUAUCGAGAAGGUUCUGGAGCGAGGGGACAGACUUGAUGACCUCAUGGACAAGACAGAGGAGUUGGAAGCCAGCUCGGCCUCCUUCCAGAAGACUGCCCGUCGGAUUCAGAAGAAAUACUGGUGGAAGAACACCAAAAUGACACUGAUCCUCAUAGCUGUCGUCCUUGUGAUCAUCAUCAUCAUCGUGGUGGCGGUGUUGGCAUCAACCGGCGCCUUCAGCAGCGGGAAAGGAUCAACAACAACAGCAGCCCCAGCUGUUGUGACAUCACCAUCUACGAGAUGAUGUGUCAAGUCUUUCUUAUAUUUUGAUGGUCACAAGUUUUAAAGUUUAAGAACAAAUAUAUAUUAUAAAUUGUUGAUAUUUUCGUACAUAUUUUCUCUGCUGAUCUGUGUGAUGAAAACAAAAUGAAUAUUCCAUAUAUGUAAUACCCACUAGUUGCACAUUGUGUUAAUUAUUAUGAUGCCAGCUGCAGCCAAUUAAUGAUUAUUCAUAUCUAUUGUUUUAAUGAAAAAGGCUGAACAAAAUUGAAAAUCAUAGAUAUUUGGUAUUUGGAAUGGUUAAUUUGAUACGUAUGUAAGUAAUGCAUACAUACAUAGUAGAAGUGUUGGUAUAUUUACACCACUUUAUUAUAUCAGUGUAUAUGUGUCAAUAUAUAUAUAACAAAAUGUACCUACCAUGGUAUAGAUGAAGUUAUACAAUCUGUUGUUGAGGUCGAAACUAAAACUUUAUUGGACCUAUUGUCUGCUUGUUUGCAUAUGUUAUUUGAAAAAAAACUAUUAUUUGUACACUGACCACAAGGGAAAGGGAUUUUAAGCCUCAUUGUUUGUAUCGAGAAUGCCAAAUAGUUGAGAAUAAUACACUAUUUAACAUUU